This is a messenger RNA of Saprolegnia parasitica CBS 223.65, 1226 nucleotides long. RefSeq lists its product as hypothetical. Gene Ontology annotation, cellular component: nucleolus; TRAMP complex. Lineage: Eukaryota; Oomycota; Saprolegniomycetes; Saprolegniales; Saprolegniaceae. The transcript has a single exon. Gene Ontology annotation, biological process: RNA 3'-end processing. The coding region runs from base 12 to 1166 and encodes 384 amino acids. Gene Ontology annotation, molecular function: mRNA binding; poly(A) RNA polymerase activity. The record is from RefSeq and is a predicted model, not a curated record.
GACGCGACCACAUGGCUGAAUCGACGAUGCUGGACGACGUGGAUAACAAGAGCACGAGCAGCAUGCAAGAGCGCAAGCUGCAGGUGCAGUACCUACCGACAGAGGACGUGGGCCUGCCCCGGCGGUGCCCCGCGCCCGCGCUCAAGCGACCGCUGCCACUGCCCGUGUGGCUCAGCGCGCCGACAGACCUCGACGUCAUGCUGGACCCGACGACGCCGCUCAAGGACCGGCUUACGAUCGAGAUUGGCCGCUUCGUCGAACACACACAGGACGCCGUCAAGCUCGCGCAGGUCGACAUUAACGCGAGCCUCGCGCAGCUCACGGCGUGUGUCCAGACCAAGUGGCCGACCGCGACGGCGACGUGCUUUGGGUCGUUCGCGAGCGGUCUCUGGCUGCCGUCCAGCGACAUUGACGUCGUCAUCCAGGGCAUUCUUGACGACGAAGAGGCGCUUAGCGACGACUACCAGGCGCAGGUCGACCAGCUCGAGGUCAUUCUGAGCCUCCUCUUGGAGAAAGACUGGGUGGCACGCGCAGUCGUGGUCGGCACCAAGGUGCCCGUCAUCAAGCUCGACGUUGCGGGCUCUGGGCGCCAAAUCGACAUUGCUGUCGAGACGCCGCACACGCGCCAGGGCCUCCGCGCGACCGAAGUCGUCCGUGCCGGCGUCGCGUCCAUGGCCCAAAUGUACCCGCUCGUGCUUGUGCUCAAGUCGUUUCUGCGGGAGAAGGGCCUCAACAACGCGUUCCUUGGCGGCCUGAGCUCGUAUGCGCUCGUGCUGCUGUGUCUGCACUACCUGCUGACAUCGCCGCCCGAGCAGAGCGUCGGCGAGGCCGUUCUGGGCUUUCUUGAGUACUAUGGCACUGUCUUUGAUCACACGAUGACGUGCAUCACGUGGUGCAUCGACGACGAAGGCCGGCUGCUCUCGCGCGAGUACUUUGUGCCGCCGACCAUGAAGGGCGCGCUGCCCGUGCCCCGGCUCGUGCUCGACGAUCCCUCCGAUCUGAGCGAGUGCGGUCUCUUCAACGUCGGCGCAGGUGCCUACGCCCUCGCCCGCGUCGUCGCCGCCAUCGAAAAUGCGUUUUAUGCGAUUACCUUCCAUCGACCGACGCGGUUUACCCCCACGCCGCUAAGCUCCGUGAUACAUUGGUCGGGCCCGUCCGCGCUGUAGAGCCGCUUAAAGUAUGGACUAGAGAUAUAAGACAUAUUGUCCAUUUGAACGCUUGUCGAU